Molecule: messenger RNA, 731 nt
Organism: Melitaea cinxia (Glanville fritillary)
Lineage: Eukaryota; Metazoa; Arthropoda; Insecta; Lepidoptera; Nymphalidae
Exons: 4
Coding region: 98-505 (135 amino acids)
Source: RefSeq, a predicted model, not a curated record
CGUUUGUGAUAGACUAAAACUCGCAACAAAAUAUAGUGAACAAAAAAAAAACGACGAACCAUAUCACACGGUUGUGUUUGAAUUAAUCGUGAAAUUCAUGAAAGAAAAUUUGACAUUUCUCUACAAUAUAAUUGAUGAAUCUAUUGAAGAUGCGGAAUUACUUAAGCACGUUCCUGUUGUCAAUCCUGUAUUAAUAAUCAGAGGUCAAGAUUUGCAUCACUCAGCAAAUGUAUAUAAUGUAGUAAUCAACAAGAACAUUAUAAUACAUGCUGAAUCGUUUUCUAGUGGACUUUUAACUACAUUUUUAUGUUACUAUGUGUUUGGUAUUGUUUAUCCCCAAGAAAUAGAAGGGACACUCGAAGCAAUUCAGCGAUUGUUCUUACAAAUUUGUCCUCCCAAGGGUACAAAGAGAGGUGGUAAGAGAAAAGCAACGAAAAUCCAUCCUAAAGUCUUCAAACUGACUAAAGAUAUUGAUUCCUACCUUGCUGAUGAAUCCGAUGACUAGUAUCCAUAACUUGUUACUUUUUAAUUAGAUGAUAUAGGAUAACUUUAUUCUAAAAUUAGUUUAGUUUAUAUUGUUCCAUUACUAUUAUUUAUAACUAUAUCGUUCAGCUUAUUUUUGUCAUUUUGGCGUAAAUUGUUUAUGAUACUUUGUAAAGUAUCAAUAUUAUUUUAUGCUGCUAUUAGUAUUACUAUUUUAUUUCCUCAAUAAAUGGUUUUAUUAACGUAAA